AUUUAAUUAAAAUACAAUCAAUGAUACACUGCGAUAACUAUAUCUGUUUCGAGAAGAUAGGAAUCGGAUGCUCCUGCAUCGUCUUCCACGCUUACCAUAAGGAAACUAAGGAAGAAGUGGCGAUUAAGUUGAUUAAUAAGGAUAGGUUUCCGUCCCUUAAGCUGUCCCCCUUCAAUAACGAGAUUAGUAUGUUAAAGUCCCUCAAACAUCCUAAUGUAGUCAGCCUUGUCUCAUUCUCUGACUCUGUUGCAUGAGUAAACAGUAGUAAUGAGCGACUGCAGAUGUCAUAUUUGGGUUUGGAAUUCUUGUCCCAAGGGGAUCUUUUCCUCUACAUCUCUAAAACUGGUCCAUUUUGAGAGAAAUUCUCAAGGUUUCUUUUCCACCAAUUACUAGAAGGGCUUGAGUAUAUUCACUCAAACCAAGUCUUUCAUAAGGAUAUUAAGCCGGAAAAUUUAAUGUUUGAUCUUGAAUUUACUUUAAAAAUAGUAGAUUUUGGGUUAGCGACCACUGAGGAGUUCACCAGAUCAACAUCAGGAACAGUCCCAUACAUGCUACCAGAGAUAUUUCGAAAAGACGAAUAUGAAUCAAGCUCUGCAGACCUGUUUGCUGCAGGAGUUGUUCUAUUCAAUAUGGUCACCAGUCAGUCCCCCUUCUUGAGCGCAACUCCUCAUGACCAGCUGUACAAACUGCUGGGCACUGGAAACCAUGGAUAUUUCUGGAGUGUUCAUGAGAAAAUGAAUCAAAAACAAGACAUUUUCUCAGAAGAGUUAAAAAGCCUCUUAAACUUGAUGCUUUCAGCUAAUCCUUUUGAGAGGCCCUGAAUUGAAGAGAUCAAGGCAUCAGAUUGGUACAAAGGAAGCCUGCCAUCUAAGGAAGAAUUCCGCCAAGAGAUGGCGUAUAGGAGUAAGCUCCUUUCCAAUUCUGAUAGUUUUGAAAAUGAUCCUCGUAGCACUAUCGAGGACUAAUCUCUUUAAUUCUCCUUAAUUUCAAGCUGUUU
Messenger RNA from Moneuplotes crassus, 997 nucleotides. Lineage: Eukaryota; Ciliophora; Spirotrichea; Euplotida; Euplotidae. The record is from the annotation of a GenBank genome assembly.